GGAGUCAGUACCUGUCACUUUAGGUAAAGAACAGGGUUGGAUGAGUUUGAACUAGGCGCUCUUAGAGAGGGGUGGUGGUUUUCCCCCGUUUCCGGUAUCCUGCAUAUUUGUAAACAAUGGCGUCUGCUUCAAGUACGAGUGCACGCAGUUUAUUUGUCGAUUCAAAGCUCCGACUUGCCGAUAGAGUGCAAGUAAAUGUGAAUAACAUUGCCUCUGUCGCCAGACAAAUAAAUAGAGGCUCUAAAUCUAGUGAGACAUUAUUCCACACGGCGAAAAACAUGGCACUUCAGGAACAUGCGAUUGACAACACAGAAGAAAAUUUGAAGAAGCUGCAGCAACUUAACCUCCAAUUAAACCAACAGCAGGAGUCGAUUCAACGAAAUGUGAUGUUGUUAGAAGAAGUUAAAGAACAAGUUCGAGCCAUGCAACGAUGACAAAUUGAUCAUAAUUAAGAUAAUAUACAUAAAAUUGUGCGAGUGUGAUGAUUGUUAAGGUGAACAAUGUCAAAAGACUAGGUUAAAAAUAUAUUUAAUAAUAAUCUGAUAAAAAUAAUGAAAGAAUCAAUUUGGAAAUGAUUGUACAAUGCAAGUUUUACAUAACUUCUAUUGGCUUCACUUAAUCUUAGCGAGAACCUCUGCACGCCUCGAGGUAUUCUGGAACAGAGCUCGAAUCAACUGCU
Molecule: messenger RNA, 679 nt
Organism: Thrips palmi
Lineage: Eukaryota; Metazoa; Arthropoda; Insecta; Thysanoptera; Thripidae
Gene: BORCS7
Product: BLOC-1-related complex subunit 7
Exons: 3
Coding region: 117-434 (105 amino acids)
Cellular component (GO): BORC complex
Source: RefSeq, a predicted model, not a curated record